UUAAUGGUAAACAUGUUUAGUGUACGAACAAUAACGGUAGAACCAUCAGUUUUCUUGUACUUUAUGGCUAAUACUUUGUCGUCUAAUCUGGCCACUAACCUGCUUCUAUACAAAGCGUGCGUGCCAAACACAGCUGACGGCGAAGAAUGGCGACCAGCGCCGGACGAAAAAUGUCCGGACGAGGCGAAAGCGCAACACAUUCUUAGUGAAAUCAACACUUGGAAGUACUUGGUUUUGUAUACGGUACCAGCGGUAGUUACCUUUUUCGCAGGCCCGUGGAGCGACAGGCACGGAUGUCGUCGUCGGCCGUUGAUAUUCGUCGCGGUCUUCGGCCAGAUCGGCACCGAUUUGCUGAACGCCUACUGUUCGUGGCACUGGACAUUGUCGCCCAACGUCACCGCUAUACUUCAGGUUUCUGCCUUGCUGGUGACCGGCAGUACCACUCUCAUGAACAUGGGAGUGUUCGCGCAAGUCGUCGAUGGCACCGACGUGCAAAAUAGAACUUUCCGGUUCGGCAUCGUCGUGUUCAUGUUAACGGUUGGUUCCACCGCUGGCCAAUUGAUUUUUGGGUUCAUCGUACCCGCUAUCGGGUUCUUGAAGUCAUUUCUCGUGUGUGCUUCUAUGAGUGCGACGGCUCUCGGUCUGGGCAUUUUCCUCAUACCGGACUUGUCCACCAACUAUACCAAAGUCGGAUUUUGGCAUGACAUCGCCCAAACAAUCAGUCCGAAUAUCGUUGCCGUCUGUUUUAAAGUAGCGAAUCGAAAGAGAAAAUACAAUAAAAAAAUUGUGUUGCUCUUAACUGUAAUGAUCGCUGUACCACUGACUAGUAGUAUAUUUGCGGGUGAACUUUCACUGAUGUAUAUGUUUGUAAGAAAAAAAUUCAACUGGGAUGAGUCAAACUUCGGUGUAUAUAUUGGAUGUACUGAGGGCGUUAUGAUGAUAGGAACCACACUAAUCUAUGGGAUUAUGAGUAAAUUGUUUGAAAUUAACGAUUCAAUGAUUGGUUUUAUUGCUACCGUAUUUGACUUAGCUACUGCUGUAUCAUUCCUAAUAGCUUCACAAAGUUGGCAUCUAUAUUUAAUACCUCCUUUACAACUUUUUCGCGGUGCAGCACUUUCAAUAACUAGAUCAAUAACUUCAAAAUGUGUCGAAGCACACGAACUUGGUACCUCUAAUUCAGUGAGACUGGUAAUAGAGUGUUCUUUGAAAGCCAUUAUUACAACAAUGUAUAAUAUCGUAUAUGACAGGACUUUGGAAACAAUUCCCAGUGCUUUUUUUAUCAUCAGUAUAGUGUUGGCAAUGCCGUUACUUGGCUGUUUUGCCACAACUUACUAUUUGUCAAGGGACCAAGUAAAGCAAACUGAUUGUCAACCAAAAUCAAAGAAUGAGCUUAAGAUAUUAAUUACUACAGAAAUGUAGUACCGUCGAUGAUCGACUCCUACGAAUUAUGAUUUAGUAUUAU
This is a messenger RNA of Adelges cooleyi (spruce gall adelgid), 1462 nucleotides long. RefSeq lists its product as uncharacterized. The transcript is spliced from 6 exons. Lineage: Eukaryota; Metazoa; Arthropoda; Insecta; Hemiptera; Adelgidae. Gene Ontology annotation, molecular function: transmembrane transporter activity. Bases 4 to 1419 code for a protein of 471 amino acids. Gene Ontology annotation, cellular component: membrane. Gene Ontology annotation, biological process: transmembrane transport. The record is from RefSeq and is a predicted model, not a curated record.